CCACCCUUUAACAGGAAUUAUGUAGCCCAUAAACCCACCUCCUUUAGCCAAACUAAGCUUUUUCUCUGUAUUCAGUUUCAUUUCUACUUUUUUUUUUGUCUUCUCUCUGCCUUUAGGAGUAUAGAAAAAAUACUUUUCCAUAGUUUUAAUUUACUCAUAUAAAUAAUUUUUUUUAAUUUAGCCACCACUGAUAUAAUGAAGAUGUUAAAUCUUUAUCUCAGCAGCGUGUUUAUCUGUGCCUGGUUACUGGCAACCCAGGCCCAGAAGGUCAUGAUAAAAAACGUACAGAUGGAGAAAUGCAUUCAUGUGACGCAGGAUAGUGGCAGAGUCUCCCUGGUGCAGUGUAAACACCAUUCUGAACAGCAGCAAUGGAUUUGGGACCAUAAUAGAGGCGCUCUAAUGGACAUGAAGAGCAACAGAUGCCUCACUGUGCACAGUGUAGAAGAGUUUUCCACUGUGAAGAUAGAACCAUGUGAAACAAAUAAGAAUCAAGCUUGGACCUGUGACAAGAGGGGUCACUUGACCCUACAGAACCAUGACCUGCAUCUAACCGCCAAGCUAGGAACCAAGAAGGUCUUUGUAUCGAAAGGAAGGGACAAGUUCAGCAAAUGGAAGACAACACUGGAUGAGUCGGUUUGUAAAGGGGUCGAACCAACUCAACGUAUGCAGCACAAAGAUGAUCAUGUAGUGGAGCAGGUUUCAGAGGUGAUUCAUGAAUUAGCUAAACUCACCAGCACCACAGAGAGAGUAGAGAAAGUCUCCAGCGACCCCACUCAGCUUUCUGAAGUGAGCAUCACCUCCGGCGUUACAGACAGCAUGCAGCUCAGUGAGGCAGACAAAGAUGAGGCUGAUGUUAGUGCAGUCAAAACCAUCAUUGAAAAGAAGUAUGUGCCAGGGAAAGACCGCAUGGGGUGGAAGAUGGCAAUGCUAAUUCUCAGCCCAUUUGCGUUCAUGCUGGGAGGGAUUAUACUGGUUCUGAAUAUACAACAGAACAAGAAAAGAAAGCUGUCUGCAUUACCCAGUUAUCCCAAAUCCAUUCAUAAAUUCAGUACAUCGUAUGAACAAGCCCCUCUAACAGGAAGAGGUGAGGGUGCUGAGACGAUAGACCAACCUCCACAAUCUCCCACCCUUAGACAUGGCGAGAUCCUGAUUGAAUGGAAGGAUGGUACAGUCACCCCUCUAUAUGAUCAUCAACAAACCUGAACUACCCAUGACCUAUAAAACACAGAAUGGUCUUAUUUCUGAGAAUUUUAAGACUGAAAAAUAUUGUUUUUCCAAUAAUGUUUAAAAACAUCACUAAUUAAAAAUACCAGUGUCACACUAUUUCCCAUUUUAUCUGUAAACUGGAUCUACAGAAUUUAGGAGAAAUAAUUUAGAGCUGUAUUUAAUGAAAGUCUAACGGACAUGUAGCGUGUGCAUUUUUUUUUAAACUAUUAAAGAAUCUGAGCUUCUAAA
Bombina bombina (fire-bellied toad) is the source of this 1455-nucleotide messenger RNA. RefSeq lists its product as uncharacterized. The coding region runs from base 196 to 1203 and encodes 335 amino acids. Lineage: Eukaryota; Metazoa; Chordata; Amphibia; Anura; Bombinatoridae. The transcript is spliced from 6 exons. The record is from RefSeq and is a predicted model, not a curated record.